AUGAACAACCUGAAGAACGGGUAUGGAACCAUGAUGUCGCGGCCGCUGAGCUCCUCGUCCAAUGGGUUUAUGCUCUCGUCGUUCGACAACGACGACUUCACUCGCCCCUACAACAACUCGCUCACGCCGCCCUCGCUGCCGAGCUCCUUCACGCCCAUGAAGAACAUGUACGGCGAGAACGGUGUGAUGAUGAACGACUUCAUGUCGGAUUCGGGCUACUCUCCGCGUGCCCAUUAUUCUCCCGUCCCCACAUCGCCCUACGUGGAUGCAGACAUCUCGCCUCGUCGUAUUCUCGGUGUGCAGAGCUCCGCUUCCAACUGCCUCAUGAUGCCCUCGGAGUCGCCUCGCAUCCAGCGCUCGAUGUCGACGCGCUCGCCCCCCUCCAGCUCGCUUUCCUCCACGCUGGAAGUGGGCGGCGGCAGUGGCGGCGGCUUCCAGCACUCCAGCAGCUUCAAGCGGAAGGACAAUGCGAAGAGCGCGAUGUGGCAGUCGAACGACAUCGACAGCUACCGGGGCCACAUCAAGGAAAUGUCCCACGACCACAACGGAUGUCGCGCGCUGCAGUCGUGUCUGGACAACGCUUCGCAGAAGAUGAUCCCCAUCAUCUACGAGGAGGUGGGCGACAGUCUCACCGAGCUCAUGAUGGACUCGUUCGGAAACUACCUCUUCCAGAAGCUUCUGGACGUGAGCAGCGUCGAGCAGCGCCGCGAAGUGCUUCGAAAGGUGAAGCACAAGAUCGUGGCCGCCUCGUUCGAUGUGCACGGCACGCGCUCCGUGCAGAAGCUGAUCCAAAUAUGCCAUGGCCAGGAGGACAUGCUGAAGGACAUCAUGGACGCGCUGCGCGGCAACAUCGCGAAGCUGAGCUCCGACUCCAACGGCAACCACGUGAUCCAGCGCUGUCUGAACCACAUGCCCGAGGAGUACAAGGUGUACGUGUACGAGGAGGUCGUGAAGAGCUGCGUGAAUAUCUCGAUGCAACGCCACGGGUGCUGCGUGGUGCAGCGCUGUCUGGACUUCGCGCCCGAGAAGUACCACAAUAUGAUGCUCGACGCGAUCGUGAACUCCGCGGUGGAGCUCAUCUGCGAUCCCUUCGGCAACUACGUCAUCCAGUACCUCAUCGAGAAGGGAAAGGAGAGCGAGAAGGAGCGGAUCGCCCGAUGUGUGCUGGGCAAGGUGGUGGCUCUGUCGUGCCAGAAGUACAGUUCCAAUGUCAUCGAGAAGAUCCUGCUGUUUGCUCCCGAGUCGGUGCGGAACGAAGUCGUAGCGGAACUCGCAGAAUGCCCGAAGCUGCGAGACGUUCUGCAUGAUAUCUAUGCGAACUACGUGAUCCAGCAGGCACUGAAGCUAGAGAGCAAGGGACAGCAGCGAAUGCUGUACAACGCAGUUCGGCCCUACGAGGAAGAACUGAGCAGGAGCACCGGCGGAAAGCACAUCCUCAACCAGUUGAACGAGAUUUCGGGCCGUCAGGGAAAUCAGGGUUGGACAAAGACAUAG
This is a messenger RNA of Blastocystis hominis, 1494 nucleotides long. RefSeq lists its product as hypothetical. Gene Ontology annotation, biological process: post-transcriptional regulation of gene expression. The transcript is spliced from 7 exons. Gene Ontology annotation, molecular function: mRNA binding. The record is from RefSeq and is a predicted model, not a curated record. NCBI's taxonomy places the organism in Eukaryota, Bigyra, Opalinata, Blastocystidae. The coding region runs from base 1 to 1494 and encodes 497 amino acids. Gene Ontology annotation, cellular component: cytoplasm.